Messenger RNA from Emys orbicularis (European pond turtle), 1560 nucleotides. RefSeq names its product FAM20B glycosaminoglycan xylosylkinase (gene FAM20B). The transcript is spliced from 8 exons. Gene Ontology annotation, molecular function: phosphotransferase activity, alcohol group as acceptor. The coding region runs from base 237 to 1466 and encodes 409 amino acids. Lineage: Eukaryota; Metazoa; Chordata; Testudines; Emydidae. Gene Ontology annotation, cellular component: Golgi apparatus. Gene Ontology annotation, biological process: proteoglycan biosynthetic process. The record is from RefSeq and is a predicted model, not a curated record.
GUGUACCCCUUACUCCCGUGGCUCAUGAAACCUUACGUGGGAAACCUGGACAGCAGCAAGGAGCACUUCAACGUUAGGCUGAGCAGGGGUACCGGAAGAUACUUCAGUGAUGAUAGACCCACAAGAGUGAAAAUUAUGAAUGAAAAGCAUUAACAUCCCCCUCCUGACCCUGAUCUCUAAUAGACUUCCUGUAGCCCUUGGAAGAGAGGGUCAGGAGAGAAGGCUUGAAGGUCACCAUGAAGCUAAAGCAGCGAGUGGUACUGCUGGCCAUCCUCCUUGUCAUCUUCAUUUUCACAAAAGUUUUCCUCAUUGACAACUUGGACACUUCAGCUGCCAACCGGGAGGACCAGCGGGCCUUUCACCGCAUGAUGGCAAGCUUGCGUGUGGAGCUAGACCCCCGACUUGAUCAUACGCUGCAGUCCCCCUGGGAGAUUGCCGCCCAGUGGGUGGUACCACGGGAAGUGUAUCCCGAGGAGACGCCGGAGCUAGGGGCUGUUAUGCAUGCCAUGGCUACCAAGAAAAUUAUAAAAGCUGAUGUGGGCUACAAAGGGACCCAGCUGAAAGCUUUGCUGAUACUUGAAGGGGGACAGAAAGUGGUCUUCAAACCUAAGAGAUAUGCCAGAGACUACGUAGUAGAAGGAGAGCCAUAUGCUGGAUAUGACAGACACAAUGCGGAGGUGGCAGCCUUUCACUUGGACAGAAUUCUGGGUUUCCGGCGAGCUCCACUGGUGAUUGGCAGGUUUGUGAAUCUGCGUACAGAGAUCAAACCCGUUGCAACAGAGCAGCUGCUGAGUACAUUCCUGAUGCUGGGUAAUAGUACCUGUUUCUAUGGGAAGUGCUACUAUUGUCGAGAAACAGAACCAGCUUGUGCUGAUGGAGAUACCAUGGAGGGGUCAGUCACGCUAUGGCUGCCUGAUGUCUGGCCUCUUCAGAAGCACCGGCAUCCUUGGGGAAGGACUUACCGUGAAGGCAAAUUGGCCAGGUGGGAGUAUGACGAGAGCUACUGCGAUGCUGUGAAGAAGACCUCACCUUAUGACUCAGGCCCCCGCCUCCUUGAUAUCAUUGACACCGCCGUCUUUGAUUAUUUGAUUGGGAAUGCUGACCGACAUCACUAUGAAAGCUUCCAGGAUGAUGAAGGAGCCAGUAUGCUCAUCCUCCUGGACAAUGCCAAAAGUUUUGGAAACCCCUCCCUGGAUGAGAGAAGCAUCCUAGCUCCUCUUUAUCAGUGCUGCAUCAUCCGGGUUUCCACCUGGAACAGACUGAACUACCUGAAGAAUGGAGUGCUGAAGUCUGCCUUAAAGACUGCCAUGUCUCAUGACCCCAUCUCACCAGUGCUCUCCGACCCUCACUUGGAUGCCAUGGACCAGCGGCUCCUGAGCAUCCUGGCUACAGUGAAACAGUGCACAGACCAGUUUGGUCCAGACAUUGUGCUGGUGGAAGACAGGAUGACACUCUCCCAUUUGUAACUUUCAUGGAAAACAGAUGGAAACUCCUUUUUUUAAAAACAAAUGAUAGAAAAACAGCACAAUUGGUUCUGAAUGGCUAUGCCCAGGAUGGACU